AUGUUGAUGCGUGUCACUGAUGGUGGCAGCCAGGCACUGGGGGCGUUUUCGAAAAGGCAGAAGCCACUCCUUUUGACCUGGACCACUGGUGAGAAGAGCUUUGUGAAGCAGGCUCUCAACUUUGCCUUGUCCAUCCGCCGCAAUGUAGCGCAUUUGGAGAAGCAGUUUGCUGUCGUGGCCUUGGAUGCUGGGGCACACAAAGAGAUGAGCCAGCACGGCUUCAAAGCUUUCCUGUAUUCGCGCAAGACCCCUAUCUCGUCAGACUUCAUUUGGAAGUUCCGCUGGCAGCUUCUCCUUCUUGCAGUGAAAUAUGAACUUCCAUUGGCCGUUGUGGACUCUGACGUUGUUGCCUUUCGAGAUCCUUUCCCGUUUCUGGGCCGUGAUGCUGACAUGGAGAUUGCCACAGAGCAUUUCUGGCCAGACAAGCAUUUGUGGCAAGGCUGGGUGCGUCCUGAAGAUGACCUUAGCACUGGUUUCAUUUUCGUGCAGCCAUCUCAGACACUGCACGCCUUCCUGGACUCCUUCCUUGAAGAAAAUGAUCUUGAGUCGCUGCCUGGCGGACUCUUGCGCGACCCAUUUGAUCAGAGAGUAUUCAACAAGUUCGUAAGGAGCGCUGCGCGGCGUUGUUCUCCCUGCGUGCGUGGCCUUUACAAGGAGAACGUACUCAAUGUUGCAUCAGGUGAAGCAGGACAAAACGCAGCAAAAACCCUACGCCUGCGCGUUCUGGAUCCCAGAGAGGUCGUGGCAAAUGGAGUGAAUUUCUUCUGGCGGAAGGAGGAUUUCACCCACUUGAAAGGGGCUUUAGAAGUUGCCCGGUCCAUGGGCCGACGACUCGUACUCCCCAACAACAUGAACUGCCGCAACUGUCCAGCAUUUGAGGCCGGGGGAUUCUUCACACCCAUGUCAAGGCGUUGCAGCAAUUGUCGCAGCUUUCAGGCCUAUGGACUGAACGAAAGCCUUGGGAACAAGUGUACCGUGGACUACUUCGCAUACAUGUUUCGAUUCUACCACAUCCAUUCAUCAGCUGUGGUUCCUGCGGGCACGCUCGAAGACCCCAAGUUUGAAGAAUUGUGGGGGAAGCCAGUGAAGCUUGCAGCUGGUGCAAGCGUGGCUACGAUUGCAGGGCAAGAAAAGCCUGCCGUGUACUUCCCGGGUGAUGUGCUUGCAAUCCGAGAAGUCCUACUCAGCAAUGGCAUGCAGAGGACGGCUUUCAUCAUCGCUCUCAGCAAAGCUUCCAUCAAAUCAAACGUAGGACGUCGAUGCAACAUAAAUUGUCGAAGCGGCACCGUUGAUUUUGCAUUUGUACCAAUUGCUGUCAUAAAGUCAGAUGAAGCAAUGUCAGUGGCGGGUCGAAAUUUGGCAGGACGAAUUGCAGCUACCACGAGUGGCCUCACAGGUUCAUGGCCUGCCGCGAUGAAUCAUUCGUGCAGUACCGUGGCGCAGCCUGCCAACCUUCCCCUGGCCAGUCGGGAUGCGGGACAGACGGAUUCCUCUGCUGCUGGUCGCACCAUGGGCGAGCCGACCGCUUGGAGUGCCUUGGAGGAUGUGACACUUCCUGGUGCUGAAUGGGAGGGCGUGUCUGUGAAGUUGAGGUACUACACCGGAAUUCGCUGGGACUUGCCUUGCAGUUGUGGGCUUGUUUGUCCUGAUGCUCCAUCCUCUGUCCCUGGCAUCCGCUGCUGCGGCACCAGUAUAGCUCAUUGCACGUGGGCAGCUGAAGCGAACCCGCUGCCUCCUGCACCUACGAACCCAGAGAAGGACCUUGCAUUUGCGACCUCGUCAGUACUUGAGUCCUUUGCAGCAGGGAGAAUAUCUUCGGAGCAGGUCUGGAAUACUUGCUCUGCUCAUCGCAGCGUGUACUUCGUUGUCCGUGAGCCGCUGGAGGGCGUGCCCGAAGCAGACUGCAACGCCUUGGUCAGUGCUUACUUGAUUGGCAAGAGACAGUGGGAUGCCGGCCGCCGGUGGUGGCAUUUCUCGCUGAGUCUUCGACGUAGUGGUCAAGCAAAGAUGUCUGUCUCGCUGGAGAGUGGCGAGCCGGACCAGCUAACUUUGAACUUUCCGAAACUUCGGCAUGACGAAGAUCAGCUCCGCUAUCUAGCACAAAGCGUGCCGGAGUUGAAGCCGUACCUGGAGAAAGCAGCUUCAUUGCGGCGCGAGCUGGGGCGUUACCUGGCAGGCAGCCUAAAUGGUGCAGCCCUGGUGCAAGUGGCAGCUGGUGCCGGUGACAUGCUGAACCGCGCGCUGCAUGUUCCGGACGGCUUCCAGUUACUUCCGAUGCAGCGCGUGAUGGCAGCGCCAGCACGGCAGCUUCGCAACCAGUCUCCGGCAGAUUCGCAAGUGGUGCAACCAGUGGUACAGGUGGAUGCCGUGCCCGGCGAGGUGCUGGAUAAGCUCAUCGAGCUGCUUCGCUCCUCUACCAUCUGGUUCCUUGUGAUUGAAGGAGGGGUAGCUUUGGAGGCACAGUUACGUGAUGGCUUGCAUGCAGCGCCGCUCAUCGAAAUUGGCAUGCUUGUGUCGAAGGCAAUGGGAGGCCUGGCACUGACCGACAUCAGGGCUAGAACAUACUUGAACGGCAAGUCCACUGCGAGUUUGGGACUUGAGUGCUUUGUAGCUGAUGCUGCAGCUUUGCUCAUGCUCGGCCCCGGCAACUUGACACUACGAUCUGUGGUUGACCCCCGCUUGCCUGCUUGCGAUGUCCCGAAACACCGCAACAUGAGCUUUGAGCAUGUGCAGCCCUCCUACGAAUUCGAAGCAGGAGUGCCGACGGGCGCGCUGGCAUUUGUCAGUGCCAGGCAAUGGUAUGAAAUUCAAGUUCAGACUGGCACGGGCUUUGCUCACAACCCGCUGGUGCUUGUCUUCUACUUCGGAUCUGGUCCCAAGACGCAGAGGCAGAUUGAGCGCAGGAAAACUUUCCUUCACGAGCACGACCCCAGCAUCUUCAAGUAUGUGACUCGAGAGAAGCCGGAUAAGGCACUCCUUGACGAGCUGGCCAAGGCUCCUGCAGGGGUCCGCGGCGAGCUUCGUCGGAUCCAAGAUGAGCUCUACACGUCACAGAUCGAGUGCAAGCGAUUGGCAGCAUCAGAGAAGCAGGCUCGAGAGCAGCUCGAAAAGGCUGAGGAGCUGAGGAGCAAAGCAGCCCGACAGGGCACUGUGGCGGAGGAUGAGCUCCGAAUGCUACGUCAGGCUUUGCAGGAGAAGGAAGCGACCCUCAAGGAGUUGGAAGAGUCCACUGAGAGCAAGGGUGCGCAGUCUGCCGGUGAAUUGAGGAAACGUGCAGCGGAGCUGUCAGAGGCGCAGAAGAAGGUCGGCGACGUGAGUGCAGAGUGCGCCCGAGCAAAGGAGGAGCUAACCGCGGCACAAGCGCAAAUCAAAGGUUUGCAGGAGAAGCUUACGGAGGCCCAGACGCAAGGGAAGGGCUUCGACCCGGCCGUGGACCAGAACUUGAGAAAGGAAUUGGUGCUUGCCCUCCCCACAGGAGCUCUCGCUUUGAAGACGGGAAAGCUGCUCUGCGUGGUGUUUGGAUUUGGUGUCCUCCUCCUGGUGUGCCUUGUGAUGCUUGGAAUUGUGAGGACAGGCUGGAGGGCUCCAGUGACAGGGCAUAGCCUACAAGAGGCCGGCCUGGUCACGGCUACUGCGGCUACUGCGGAUGUGCAGCUCUGGAAGCCCAACCUUUGGCACAAUGAUCCGCAUGGCCAACCGGUGAGGGACAGCUGGGACCACUUCACUAUGCCAGUUUGCGACAGCGGGCCAGCUCCUGGUACCUUGAUCAAGGCGAGCGAACUGAAUGGAACGGCUGCAGAUGGGGCAGCCAAAGCGCGGAGGCUGCGUGCAUCCAACCGAACUGGAUGGGUCCUAGCGAAGCCGACGCCAGCACAGAAGGAGUGUGCCGAACACAAGCGCAUUGCAAACGACUACCACCAGCGGAUGAUCAAAGAGCACUGGGCUUUUGUAAAGCGCCGGGACGAAAUCAGAGAGCUGCAUAUUUGGCAAGGCCAGCAUGACUGCAAGGCACAGCUGGUCAACACAGACUUGGACAGCCAAAUCACUUGGCAGGAUCCCAAUGGCAGAGAGUCACCCGCACACUGUCAGAGGGCCUGCACUUGGAAUCCUGCUUGUCAUGGAUUUUCCUGGAACAAUUGGGGAUGCUUUCUGAAGCAAAAGGAUCUCGUGAAGAAGCCGAAGGCGGGCGUUUAUGCCGGAUUCCCCUGCCAGAGCGAGGAGCGGCCAUACCCAUGGCCAUUGCAGGAAGUGGAAAAGCACACCAUGCCAAAGCCCAAGGCGUUUCGGGCUGCGCCGGAUGCGUCGAUGUACUGCACGAUGGUGAUCCUUCCAUAUUCGUAUGAGGUCGAUCUGGUGAUAAUGCAGUACCAGUACUACUACAGCAUCUUUUCUUGUGAUCUUUGGGGUGUUUACAGCAGCCAGCAGCUGGAGCUGGCCCCUGGACUGGUGACGCGAAUCAUGAACACCUCGCAGGUUGCGGAGAAAGGUGGCCAGUGGGGCACUGCAUUGAAUACGGAGCCUUUCCUGGCAUUCUGGAAGGCUGUCAUCCAGGAUGGUGACUACUUGAAGGCGAACUGGUUUGUCAAAGUUGACCCAGACACCGUUUGGUUUCCGACACGGCUCGUCCCCGUUCUGAAGCAGCAAGAGGCUGCGAACCUCACCCAGGAGCCUGGCGUCUAUCUCAACAAUUGCCCGCAGGGCCUUCAUGGACCCAUCGAGGUACUGUCGCAGGCGGCACUCAGCACUUUUGCGAAGGUUGCCAUACAUUGCUUCUGGUCCAUGAACGAUUGGGGCAACUGGCAGUGGGGAGAGGACAUGUGGUUGGACCAGUGCUUCCUGAACGUCGGCCACGUAAGACGAGUCCUUGCAGCUUGCCUCAAGCUGGGGACUCCAGCAUGGAUGUGGACGAGACUUUUGUGUGUGUGUGUGUGUGCUCUUUCUGGUGAUGGGGAUGUAUUUUUUAAAGUUGCUUUUUGUUCGCUUUUGACUGUUGACUCCUUUUUUUUACCUUUCCUGCUGCUUUCUGCGCGCAUUGUCAGCCUCCUUGCUUUCUGCUUCCUUGCCUCUGCUUGCAGCUUUCAGCUUCUUACUUUCAAUUUUGUGGGACUGUUCUUGCAAUCAGUGCUAAAGUUGUACUUAACAUGUUUACAGUCAUCAUCACUGUGCCGGUGCUAG
Molecule: messenger RNA, 5175 nt
Organism: Symbiodinium pilosum
Lineage: Eukaryota; Dinophyceae; Suessiales; Symbiodiniaceae
Source: the annotation of a GenBank genome assembly